Megalopta genalis is the source of this 963-nucleotide messenger RNA. It is a transcript of the gene Hacd1, whose product is annotated as 3-hydroxyacyl-CoA dehydratase 1. The record is from RefSeq and is a predicted model, not a curated record. Gene Ontology annotation, molecular function: 3-hydroxyacyl-CoA dehydratase activity. Lineage: Eukaryota; Metazoa; Arthropoda; Insecta; Hymenoptera; Halictidae. Gene Ontology annotation, cellular component: endoplasmic reticulum membrane. Gene Ontology annotation, biological process: fatty acid elongation; sphingolipid biosynthetic process; very long-chain fatty acid biosynthetic process.
AUGAUUUCCCCAGUUUAACAUCGCAAGCGUGGUAGAGUAUGAAGGUAGAAGAUCUCCGUUCGUAAAAAGUGUUCGUUGACAUUGUUCGAAACUAUUAUCCUUGAAAUUAACUAACAAGAAAAAUAUGAAAUCGAAGAAAUCCAGUUCCGUUGGAGUACUUUAUUUGAAAACAUAUAAUUUGACGCUAGUUUUCGGAUGGUCUUACAUACUUCUAAGAUUUUUCCAAAAUGAUUUUUCAUCUACUGUAGAGUUAGGUUUGUGGCAAAACCUUAAAUGGCCUGUUAUAAUUUUUCAACAUGCAGCUAUACUGGAGGUAGUACAUGCAAUAGUGGGAUUAGUGAAAUCUAAUCCUUCUCUCACAGCUUUCCAAGUCGCUAGUAGAGUUUUUGUAGUGGAUGCUGUAUUAUUAGCAAUUCCAUACAGUGCAGCAUCAACCACUGGACUAACAUUGGCACUGUUAGCAUGGACGAUAACAGAAAUAAUAAGAUAUUUGUAUUACUUCAUGAAUCUUAAUAAUUUUGUACCAUAUUUCCUCACGUGGUUAAGGUAUACAUUAUUCAUUGUAUUAUAUCCAAUUGGUAUAACAGGAGAAUUAUUAUGUCUAUAUGCAGCUGCACAAUAUGCAAAAUCACAUCCUGAAGACUGGAGUUACAUGCUGCCUAACUCUUUGAACUUUACAUUUAGUUAUCACUAUUGCCUCAUCCUUACUAUGUUAUCAUACAUUCCUAUUUUUCCACAACUGUACCUUCAUAUGUUCGCGCAAAGACGUAAAAUUUUGGGGAAAGACUCGAAUAAAAAAGCUCAGUAAUAUAAAGAAGUUUUGUAUUUGUUAUUUUACAUCUUUACAUCUUAUUACAUUGACAAUACAAGUUUGAGUUUAUAAAGCCCAGGUCGAAUUUGUUAUAAUUUAAAUGUAGUAUCCCAAUUAUUAUUGUAUAAUAUAUUAUACCCAAUUGAAUGUAA